Molecule: messenger RNA, 2835 nt
Organism: Psylliodes chrysocephalus
Lineage: Eukaryota; Metazoa; Arthropoda; Insecta; Coleoptera; Chrysomelidae
Source: the annotation of a GenBank genome assembly
CUGACAUUUGACAAUUCCUACAGCAGGUAGUCGGUUUGUUUAUAUCAGAAAAAUACUGGGAAUUUGAGUUUAAUUUUUAGCUUAUUAAGAAUAAGAAUCCAGUUCCAUUAUUUCUAUAUCAUAAGUUAUGUCUGAAAUAAAGGAAGAAAAAGAAUGCAAACCCAAUGUACCUUCAAAAUCUUCUAUGGAAAUACUAUCAGAAUUAUUCAGUACAUUCCAUGCAAAACCACCUUUGAUUAUUAAAAAAGAAAAAUCUGAUGAAUCUAGUAAGAAGCACAAGAAAAAGAAAAAACAUAAAAGUAAAGAUAAAAAACACAAGAAAAAAGAGAAAAAGAAAAAACGUUCAAGUAGUAGUUCUUCAAUUAGUGAUACUGAAAAUGGUAAAGUGGAUUUAGAACAAAUCCUUAUAAAAAAAGAAAAAGAACUGGCAGAGAAAAAAAUUAAAAAGGAGUUCGACGAAUUAAUCAAAAAGGAAAAGGCAUCUAAAAAGCAGCAUUCAGAUGAAGAAGAGGGAGUGUGGGAAGAAAAACAGGAUAAUGAAAAGUCGAAAUCUAUGGAUAAUGGAAAACAGAAAAUUAUCAUUAAAGAUAUUAAAUUUAAGUCAAUAUUUGAUUCUGCUAUAAAUGAAAUAAAACAAAAAAUUGAAGAACAUGAAGAAGGACUAGUUAGUGAUUCAGAUAGUUCAAAAAAGAAGAAAAAACAUAAGUCACAUUCUAAAAAGCGUUCAAGAAGUAGAAGCAGAGAUCUAAAAGAAAAGAGAAUUAAAACUCAUGAUAAGUUAGAAAAAAAGGACAGGGAAAAGGAUCAUAAAAGAUCUAAAGAUGCAGAUAAAGACAAGGAAAAGCACAGGAGAAAUAGUAGAGAUAAGGAUAAAGAAAGAUAUCAAGAACAUCAUGAUAGAAAUCGAGAUAAAGAAAGAAAUAGUUUUUAUUCCAGUGAUAAGAAAACUAGAGACCAUGAUAGGGAUAGGCAUGAAGAGAGGGACAGGUAUAGAGACAGAUCAAGAGAGAGACAUAGAGAUGAAUACAAUAGAGAGUUGGAGGAAUAUAAAAGAAGUAGGAAUAAAACAUAUAAAGAUGAUGAUUUUUAUAAAAAGGAAGAAUCUAAAGAGAAAUGGUUUAUGAGAGAUAGGUAUCGGGGUUAUAGUGAAAGAGAUCGAAGGCGGUCACCUUCAAACGAUAGAGACUCUAGAUUCGAUAAGAAAAAACUUUUAGAAAUCGCCAGGAAAAAUGCCAUAACCAUGAUGAAAUCUGGUAGUUUACCAGCUGCUUUAACUUUGGGACCACAAGCACAAGAAAAAGUUAUAGCAGCCAUUAAAUCUGGUGGAAAAACCAUUGAAGAAUUGACUGAUUUUUGUAAAACGCUUUCUAAAAAAGAAGAACUAGGAGAGUUAUCAAGUUUUUCUGAAAAAGACGAUAGUGAUAGUGAUACUGACAAGCCUUUUCAUCACCCUUUUCAAAUUAAAGACCGUCCAACUUCUAUCACUAUGAAUAUAAAGAAUUCCGUACCACUUCCUACUAAAUCAGCACUAGAGCGCACCAGUGAAUUACGAAUACAGUUUCCAGUCAGUAGUGGCCAACAUCACAGAAAAGGUGAAGAAUGGCUGCCAGUGUCUCCUCCAACUGAGAAAGAACCAGAUGCUUUACCAUCAGGAGUAUCUUUGGUUUCAACAGUUAGCACUAGCAGUAUUCCGUUACCUAUUGAACCGGCACCAGUCCCCGCACAACCACCACCGUUGCCUGUCAAAGAGAUAGAAAAAAAACCUCUUCCUUUACCUCCUGUUGAUCCUCCGACAGUUCCUGCUCCGCCUAAUGCUCCCCCAGGACCGCAACUUUUUCCUACACCUCUCAAUCAGGCUGCUGUUGAUAUUGGAUCAAUUGUUUCUCAAAGGCUAUCAGCUAUGAGAAGAUUGCAAGAAAACCCCAAUGAUGUACAAGCUCUAACUCAGAUGUAUAAGUCUAACAAAGAGAUGCAGUCUUGGGCAACAAGCAAGCAACAAUUGGGCCAGUUCACAGGAUCUACUGGUGCCCAAAUUUUAUCUCAAGCUGAAUUAUCUUCUGGUUAUCAAGCAUGGGCUAAAAAGGCCGUUAUGUUAUAUGAAGGUUCUUGGAAUGGAGUCUGCCAGACAGCUUUAUUUGCAGUAUGGAUCAACUCCAAACAGCAGCCCCACUCUCUGGAGGGAUGGGAAUGCACCUUCUUCAAAAAAUGGGCUGGAAACCGGGCGAAGGGUUAGGAAAAGAUCGAACUGGAGCUCUUGAGCCUUUGCUACUUGAAGUAAAACUUGAUAAAAAAGGUCUAGUAGCAAAUGAAGAACAAAAGAAGAAGAAACAAAAAGCUCCACCAGGUGUGAAAAACUUGCAAGGAAAACACCCCGUGUCUUUAUUAGGAGAGUAUGCUUCAAAGAAAAAGUUGGGUGCACCUCAAUACGUUUUAGAAUUCGAGUGCGGACCUGAUCACAAGAAGAACUUUCUUUUUAAGGUGGUUCUUAAUGGAGUUGAAUAUAAACCUAAUGUAGCAGCAAAUAAUAAGAAAGAAGCAAAAGCGGCUGCAGCACAGAUGUGUUUGCAGCAGAUUGGACUUUUACCAACAUAGAGUUGUAAUUAUUAAUUUCUUAUAUAGAAUUGAAUAUUUUUAUGUAAGAUUUACCAAUAGUCAUUGUUUUAUUUUGUUGUAAUAUAGCAUUUAUAUAUAAUCUGUGAUCUCCAAAUUUAUAUAUUUUAUAUAGGUAACUUUGAAGAUAAUAUUGUGGACCAUUAUUACAAUUCUUUAAAUUAUACCGUCUUUCACAGUUCAUUAGAGUUCAGCAGAAUCUUAAUAAAAAUUUGUUAAAGUGAG